AUGGCGACAGAAUGGAGUGGGAAGGGGUCCAUGCUGACUUUAAUGGUUUUUAUUUGGAGUGGAGUGUGUGGCCGGGCGGAGGCAGCAGUCCCCGGGGUGAGCGACAACCGUAUCCUCGGUAUGAGGCUAGUGUACAGCGAAAGAGACGUUCAGGAGUCCAAAACCGGAGUCAUCCAAGUAACUGAGGAGAAUGACAUCCUACUUCGGUUUUAUGGGCUCCAAUUCACUAAUUCCACCUGGAUGGAUAUUAAGUUUACGGAGCAAGAGGAUGAGGACUGCGAGCCGGGUGGAAUGAACGACAACUUUAACAGGACUUGUGCCGACUUUACCAAAGACAUCAUAGUCAGAGCUGGUAUGAAUGUAAGCAAUCAAGGAACAUCAGGGGUCGUGCGGGUUACCAUCAAACCUCUGCGCAAAAGCGAGCCGCACAAGUGCUACGGUCUGUGCGUCAAACAAGAGGGCAAAUGGGCCCUGCUAGGGGAGAUCGAUGGAAAGUUACGGGUCGUGGAGGAGAAAAAGUCUCUGUUGCCAAUGUGGCUUCAGAUUAUUCUCAUAGCCUGUCUCCUCGUGUUGUCAGGUAUGUUCAGUGGACUCAAUCUGGGAUUGAUGGCAUUAGACCCGAUGGAGCUUCGUAUUGUGCAGAGCUGCGGCACUGACAAGGAGAAAAAGUACGCGCGUAAAAUCGAGCCGAUCCGGAGGAAAGGAAAUUAUUUGCUUUGUUCUCUUCUUCUUGGCAACGUGCUUGUCAACACCACUCUCACCAUUUUGCUGGACGACUCGAUAGGAUCUGGUUUGGGUGCCGUCAUCGCCUCGACCAUAGGUAUCGUCAUAUUUGGUGAAAUUGUGCCCCAGGCACUUUGCUCGCGUCACGGUUUGGCGGUUGGCGCAAACACCAUCCUCGUUACUAAAUUUUUCAUGUUACUCACCUUUCCGUUAUCGUAUCCCAUCAGCAAGCUGUUGGACUGCGUGUUAGGGCAAGAGAUUGGCACGGUGUACAACCGGGAGAAGCUGGUGGAGAUGCUUAAGGUGACCGAGCCGUACAAUGACUUGGUUAAAGAGGAGCUAAAUAUGAUCCAGGGAGCGCUUGAACUUCGGACUAAAACCGUUGAGGAUGUUAUGACGCCGCUGAAUAACUGUUUCAUGAUCCAUAGCGAUGCCGUUUUGGAUUUUAACACCAUGUCAGAGAUUAUGGAGAGCGGAUACACUCGCAUCCCAGUCUACGAGGACGAGCGAUCAAACAUUGUGGACAUUCUCUUCGUCAAAGACUUGGCUUUUGUGGAUCCUGACGACUGCACGACGCUGAAAACCAUCACCAAAUUUUACAACCAUCCGGUUCAUUUUGUCUUCCACGAUACCAAACUAGAUGCCAUGUUGGAGGAGUUCAAAAAAGGUAAGUCUCACCUGGCCAUUGUUCAGAAAGUGAAUAAUGAAGGAGAAGGAGACCCGUUCUAUGAGGUUCUGGGUUUGGUCACUCUGGAAGACGUCAUUGAAGAGAUCAUCAAAUGCGAAAUUCUGGAUGAAUCAGACCUCUACACUGAUAACCGAACUCGGAAGAAAGUCGCCCCCAAUAAGAACAAACGCGAUUUCUCCGCCUUUAAACAUGAGAGCGAAUCAAAAGUCAAGAUUUCUCCCCAGCUGCUGCUGGCUGCUCACCGUUUCCUAGCAACAGAGGUGGGUCUGUUCAGCCCUGCUCAGGUCUCAGAGAAAGUGUUGUUGCGGAUCCUCAAGCAUCCAGACGUAAUUCAGGAGAUCAAAUACAAUGAGAACGAGAAACGCUCCCUCCAUCACUACAUCUAUCAGCGAGGCAAAGCAGUCGACUACUUCAUUCUCAUCCUCCAGGGUCGUGUAGAGGUGGAGGCUGGAAAUGAGAAUAUGAAGUUUGAGACUGGGCCCUUCUCUUUCUAUGGAAUCAUGGCCCUCACAUCUCUGAGCAGUUUCCGCUCUCCAUCCCACGUCAGUGGUUUAAAUCGUUCGGCAUCUUUGAGUUGUACAGAUCGACCUGACUCUCAGUCCGUUACUGGGAGCAACAGCCAGUUGAAUUCCACCGCAGCCCAGUACAUACCAGAUUUCAAUGUACGCGCCCUCUCGGACCUGCAGUUUGUCAAGAUCACUCGUUCACAAUAUCAGAACGGACUGAUGAUGUCUCGUCUAGAUUCGUCUCCCCAGUCUCCUGACAGUGGCCACGCCCCUCUAGACUCCUCCCCUACCUCAGCCUCUCAGCCAAUUGAAAUGGCAGAAAGCAACAUUGCUCCUGAUGAGACGACAUCCCUUCUCAACGAUCAGAACUGCCUGUCUAACCGCCAGGCUAACCACAAUAACUCGAACAGCGAGAGUGCCAUCUGACACACACGCACG
Chanos chanos (milkfish) is the source of this 2355-nucleotide messenger RNA. It is a transcript of the gene cnnm4b, whose product is annotated as metal transporter CNNM4. Gene Ontology annotation, cellular component: plasma membrane. Lineage: Eukaryota; Metazoa; Chordata; Actinopteri; Gonorynchiformes; Chanidae. The transcript is spliced from 8 exons. The record is from RefSeq and is a predicted model, not a curated record. Bases 1 to 2343 code for a protein of 780 amino acids. Gene Ontology annotation, molecular function: magnesium ion transmembrane transporter activity; sodium ion transmembrane transporter activity. Gene Ontology annotation, biological process: magnesium ion homeostasis; magnesium ion transport.